Messenger RNA from Cercospora beticola, 4252 nucleotides. RefSeq lists its product as uncharacterized. NCBI's taxonomy places the organism in Eukaryota, Fungi, Ascomycota, Dothideomycetes, Mycosphaerellales, Mycosphaerellaceae. Gene Ontology annotation, biological process: nuclear migration along microtubule; mitotic spindle orientation checkpoint signaling; establishment of spindle localization. The record is from RefSeq and is a predicted model, not a curated record. Gene Ontology annotation, cellular component: cell cortex; mating projection tip; spindle pole body.
CAGAGAAGAGAGGUAGGGAGGGACAGCAGACGGGACAGACGUUGGUCGACGUGGAUCAUGGCGUAGAGCAGAGCUGCUGGCCACCUCGUCGCCCUCCUCCUCUUGGUGUCACAAGCAGUGAACACGAGCAAACUAGCGCAGUCGGCCAGUGUUGUGGUCGAUUGUUUACAUGCACGUCAAACGCGACUACUGCAGCUCCCGUCGCGUUUGCCCGACCAGACGCAGCCAGUCCAGCUCCUAGCGCGGGGCGGUAUACAGCCAGCGCAUAAUGGCCGCCCACGACAGGCAUCACCCUACUCGUCCACCGCACUGGUCGACGUCAGCGCCCGCCACCGCCAUCGCAACGGACCCCAGCCGGACGGAGGCCGCUCACCUGGAUCCCGCCGAUGAGCACCGCCAGCAGAUCGGCCGCCAGAUCCUCAAGGAAGAACAACGCCAUCGCUGGCUGGAGAUCAAGGCCCAUCGCGCUGGGAAACGCCUCUCGCCAGGCCUGGAAGCACGACUACAGCGCCUGCACCGGAGUCGCAGCGGCGAAAGCAUAACCUCUCGUCGCAGCAGCAAAUCGAGCAUUGGAAGGAUCCCCGAAGCUCAGCUCGAGGAACUCGAACGCCUGCACCGCGCACGCGAACGAGACGUCGACAUCCGACGACGGGGGACGGAGUGGAGUCGCAGCAGUAACAUGCCCGUGGGAGGUGGAGUGCGGCUCAGCGGUGGUCCGGUGCUGACAGACAAUGAGGCGAGCGAGCUCAGUGCCAUCGAGUCCGAUGCCAAUGGGAACGCGGACCUGGAUGCGCCGAGUGCAUACGCGACCUCAGCUUACGCGAGCUCUGUAAUCGACAUCUCAGACGCCCUUGUGGCCGAAAACACGACCGACGACGACGAAGCGGGCAUCGACGAACAUUUACGGUUGGAGGCGAGCUUGGUGGAUAAUCACAAGUAUCGCAUGCCGGAUGUGGGAAAGGCGAGGCUGUGUUCUAGGACGAAAGAGCCGCUAAGUCCUGGUCCGAGAACGACGGGCGCGUCUGCGAGUGGUGCGAAUGGUGGAGAGAUGGCGCCGAACACAGAUAAACCGCUUCCUGAGCCGCCGAGCACACCGAGUAGGAUGGCUUCGCGAGAAGCAUUGGACACGAAUGGAAAUACUGCCAGUCCGAUCACGAGCGGGAACUUGGACUUUGGAAACUGGCAGGCAGGCGCUGGAAGUGCGGACACACCAGAGAGAAGGGCCAGCAAUGGAUCAUUAUCCAGGCCGAGUCUUUCGAGGGCAGGCUCGGUCUAUACGCUGGGACGCAAUAGCUUCACGGGACAACUUGCGCAGCUGACGUCUAUGCGACUGCCGGAUGCCGACUCACUCGCAAAGAGGAUAUCUGCACUUCCAUCGGCUACAGAAGCUGCCAAAGCCUUGUCGGAUGCGUAUGAGCAGAUUCGGCUUUGGAUUGCGAAAGCGAAUGAUGCACUGGAAGGGCUGAACGCAGAAGAUGAUGUGGAAUGGGCAGCAGCAGGCGGCAGGGAAGGCAUCGACGAUGUUGAUAAAGCAAUUGGCAGAUUUCAACAUCUGGUCGAGGUGUACAUCCUCUCGAUCGAGCGACUGCAGACACGAGAAGAUGUGCAUCAGCUUACAGCCAAGGACAUUGAGACGAGCGUUGAACAAAUGGAGCACAUUGUCACCCGUUGGAAACAGAUUAAGGUUACUCUGAAAGGCAUCAAAGACCAAGUCAAACUUGCGAUGGAAUGGCAAGAUAUUUGGGACAGAGUGCUGGGAGAGAUCUCGGAAGAAAUGCAAGACCUCCAACGACUGGUGUUCGAGAUGGAAGAAAAGCGCCACCAGGGAUCCGAGAGUGUUCUAUCUUCGAAGGACAGCAUCGAUAUCAGCGAGCUGGAGACCAUCGUGGAAGAGCAACCUGGAGGCAGUCGCAUGCAGCAGAACAGGUUCAGCCUGACAGCGCCAUUCGCGGACGGCAUGCCCCUGACACCACCUUCACAGCCCGCUCAUGUGGUAGACAAAGAGGACUCCAGUCUUCUCGCGCUAUUUGCAAGAAUGCAACCACUACGAGCCAACCUGGACUUCCUCCCAAUGCGACUAUCGUCAUUCAGUGCGCGAGGCAACACAGUCUUCCCCAGCGCUUGCAUGGACAUUGAUCAACGACGAGAGCAAUUAGAAUCUCAAUGGCAGCAACUCGAAGCUGAUGCAGAGUCGCUACGUCGCGAGCUUGGAGAAGAUCGCUGGGUGAUCGUUUUCCGCAACGCCGGUCGGCAAGCUCUCAAGAUGUGCGAGUCCAUCAGUCGAAGUCUGCAAAAACUCGGCACUGCUAUCGAAAUGGACGAGCAGCAUAUCAACCCUUCAGCAAUGAAGACGAAGAUUGAUAAUUAUGACCAGAAGAAGAGGCACUAUGGUCCUGCUAUUGAGCGGGUGCUCGCCAUCAUCGACCGAGGCGUAACAGAUCGACUCACAGUCAAUGGCGAAAUUCUUCGCCUUCAGAGUGACAUGAAGCAAAGAUGGGCGUCUUUGCAAGAUGCAGUCAAGGAUAUGGAUGCUGUAGUACUCGAAGUCAAGGAUGACUUGGCAAAUGUUGAACAACAGGAUCAACAAUUGCGAGACUCUGUCUUGACCGUCAUCUCCACGGAGCGCUCUUUGGGGAGCAGUCUUGGUGUUGCCACACCUGGCAGCUCACCCGCAAGCAGUGUCGUUGGCAACAGCCGGAAAGGGAGCUUUGGGUCACGAACGCCCACGUCGUUGACAAACAUCAAAGUCCGAAGCGGCAGCAGCAGUAAAGAGUCGGUUAGCAGGCUCACACUGACGCCAUCAUCGCUCCCUCGAAGAAGCCUGCUUCCCAAGAAAUCCUUAUCGGACAUGCACUCAUCGCAGCGGGCAUCGUCCUUACCUCUUGGAACGCCAUCGAAGAAGGUCGCCUGGCCGAGCAGACCUGACCAUACCCCCUCGAGUAACAAGCCCCGAUUCGUGGCUGCAGCGAAGCUCGAAGACAAAGGCUUUGCGCCUCUCAGUGCAUACGAGCCUAGCAAAUAUGCAAAAACACCCGUAACCCCCAAGGUCAACUACCUUCGGUCUGGCACCUAUGUUCCUCCUGUCCCAGCUCUCCUUCGAACUCCUGCUUCCGCGAGCAGUUCAAGGACAGUAAGCGGCCCAGCCUCAACCCUCCCACGACCAGCAACAAGUCUAGCUACCGGUCGAGCCCGCAAAUCCAGUCUCCCAGUCCGAAGCGAAACGCCAUCGAAACUCGCUGCAUCCGUCCCAGCUCCUGGCUCUAGCACAAGAAAUGGCUUGUCAGCCAAAGCUUCAGCGCCGAACCUGAGACCUGGAAGUCGAUUAGCAAGUGGUCGACGAUCAAGCAUGAUGCCCGCGAGGACGGAAGAUCCCGUCAGCGGGAACGAAGCUGAUAGUGAAGCCCCGGCACACCACAAUAGACGGUCUCCGAGCGCAUUAGCUGUCAAUGGGAGACAAAGCCAAGCUGGCAGACGCAGUAGUAUGAUGCGCAGCCGAUUAGGAGAACGGGAUGCUUCGCAAGGGGCUUCGCGACCGAAGUGGAGGCCUUAGGACGAUGGAGUUGCCACGUUGUCUGAGAAUUAAAACCCGCGUGUGUUUGCAUUUGGAAUUUUGAGCGUUCCUGUCACGAAAAGCCUGGCGCGGAAAAGGUUGUUUUGGGGGCAGCAGCCAGCCAGGCAGGCAUCAUCGUCAUCGUCAUCACGAUCAACGGUCGUUCUCUGUUCUAUUUACUUUGUUAGCAGCUCUGAGCGUUCUUGUUUCUUGUGCUUUUUGCAGCCGUCAUUGUUUCAAAGAUUAUUCUAGCUUCGUUUUGAAGGGUGGCCGCGAGGCGGCAGCAGUCGUUAUUUGGUGUUAGCGAUAACAUGCAUUCCGGGCAUGGCGUUAUAAUGGAGUCGGCAUGGGCAAAGGGGCUUUGAGGAAAAUGGGUGUUGUUUUUUGAAAAGGGAAUCAGCGAUCCGUUGAGGAGCGAAUUUUGCAGCUUCUUGGGAUUUUGUGUUGAUAGGAAUAUAAGAGAGAGAAAGAGAGAAAUAUUGGUGCUGAAGCCAGAGAGCAUUCUCCUUUCCUUGUUUUACGACAUUGUUUGUGCUCCGUGCUGGUUUAGAACAUAUUUCCUUUCGCUUGUCUUGUGUCGCGGAUCGCGUAGCGAUAGCCCUCGAUUGGGCGCGGUCUGCUCAGCUGCUAUUCUGGAGAGCAGCAUAACACCCUACCUUGGCUCUACAGUACUUCCCAGUCGUGACCGCUCGUCUCACGUCA